Trichoderma atroviride IMI 206040 is the source of this 1011-nucleotide messenger RNA. RefSeq lists its product as uncharacterized. The record is from RefSeq and is a predicted model, not a curated record. Lineage: Eukaryota; Fungi; Ascomycota; Sordariomycetes; Hypocreales; Hypocreaceae.
AUGGACGCCUUAUCACAGAGUCAAGUCGACCGCUUCUGCUAUCAAUAUCUCCAACUUGAGCAGGCCUUGACUUAUCCCGAGCCUCAACACCUCCGAUGCUCCGAUGUUCAAGAUGCCAUCUAUGAGAGGCUGUUUGCCGAUGGCGCUCUUUCUGCUGGCCCUCCGCCGCUCCGAUAUCAAGUGAGAGUGCUCAAAGAGCUUGUCUCCCGCGUUGAGGCAAGUAUUGAGGACUGGGAUGAGCAUGGAGUCUCCGAUGGUCUCAUGUCCUCCCUCUCAGUGUUGCUAUCCACACCAGCCCCGGAUGAGGCCGAUGCCGUGCAGCAAAAGUGUCAUGUCGUCUACCAUGUCGCAUCAUUACCGGAUCACGAGGCUCACAUUACCUUGUUUGAGAAUCGGUCUCUCAUCUCUGCCGCUGGAACUACUGGACUGAGGACCUGGGAAGCGGCACUUCACCUUGGACAGCUUCUUUGCCAGGACUCCAGCAUUGUUUCCGGGAAACGAAUCUUGGAACUCGGGACGGGCACUGGAUAUCUUUCCAUCUUAUGCGCAAAGUACUUGAAUUCAACACACAUCAUAGCAUCGGAUGGGUCAGACGAUGUCAUCAACAACCUCCCCGAGAAUUUCUUUCUGAAUCAACUCGAAGGCUCAAGUGCCAUAACGCCCAUGGAUCUCAAGUGGGGAUAUGCACUCAAGGGAACCGAAGAAGAGCGGUGGAACGGCGGCCGUCCCUUGGACCUUGUCCUCGGAGCUGAUAUUACGUACGACUCGAGCAUCAUCCCCGACCUUGUCAGUACGCUACUGGAGCUAUUUGAACUGUAUCCUCAUGUUGAGGUCAUUAUUGCGGCAACUCAGCGAAACCUGCAGACGUUCCAAGUGUUUUUAGAAAAGUGUGAGGAAGAGAAGCUAAAGGUGGAAGAUGUCUCAUUCGAGAUACCGUCGCGUGACCAACAACAAGGCCCAUUCUACAACGACCAGGUUGCCAUUAGAAUUUGCAAAGUGUCUAAGCUCUGA